GUUUCCAUCAGCUUAAUUCACAUUGGACCUCUGACCGAGCAUACAGAGUACAUCCUGUAGUGCUCUGUACAGAAGGUAGCUCCCAUUCAAAAACUAGUUGUGACCUUUUACAAAGGAAAUACACAGCUGGGUAGCAUGCAUGGUGACAGUGCCCAAAAAACCCCAGUAAAUAAGCUCUUUACUUGGAGUUUUAACACCAGUAAAGAAGAUAAUGGAGCCCAGUUCUGGUGUGACGCAAAACUGGAAUUAGGACCUGAAGGACCACAGCCUCCUCCAGUGGUGAAAUCAAACUAUCUCACUGCUACAGUUCACUAUGGGCCUGAGCUGAAGGUUUCAGCUGAUCCACCUCCAAUCACCAUCACAAGAGGAAACACUCUCAAUCUGACCUGCUUGGCCGAGGGCAACCCUGAACCUUCGUACAACUGGACGUUGCCGUCCAAUAAGGGUUACAGCAGUGGGACCAGUCUCACCGUUCAGUCAGUGGAUUAUCAGGAUGAAGGACAGUAUGUCUGCACUGUUAGCAGCAAACUGAAAACUAUCCACGUAAAAUUUAAUGUACAAGUCAAAGCAAGCAUCUGGCCAUACAUUAUAGUUGCAAUAGUUGUUGUUGCUCUGUUAUCGUCAUUGAUCUUUUUUGUUUACAAACGGAAUCGAAGCAGGACCAACUGAAGGAUGUUUUCCUUUUGGGUUGAAUGCAUCACCCUGGACAUGGUCUAAAUUUUUGAAAAAGGAUCACUGGACAAUUUCUAGCAGAAGUUUGGAAGACAUCUGCAGUGCCUCUAACAUGUUAUGGAUUUAUGUUGCUGUAUGGUCUGCCAUUUCCAAUUUUGGACUAAAUGUGCUCUAUAUAAUGGAAGUUUUUAGUUAUUUUUCAGUGGUUUAGAUGUUCUUGGAAAUUUAUCAGAAGUCUUUACAUCUGAAAUCCUCCAAUGCUGCAUUGGAUUAUAAUUAAUAAGUCAAUUUUUAGCAUUUCAACUAAUUUCUUUAUGACUUAGAUGAGGAGACAAACGGACAAAAAUGUCUAAUGCUACGUUCACACCGGACGCAGCAAAAGCAGCAAAAUUGCGUCUGCUGCUUCAUUUUUGCUGCUUGUACCAGUUAGUUCUGACGCGCG
Molecule: messenger RNA, 1114 nt
Organism: Cyprinodon tularosa
Lineage: Eukaryota; Metazoa; Chordata; Actinopteri; Cyprinodontiformes; Cyprinodontidae
Product: pregnancy-specific beta-1-glycoprotein 4-like
Exons: 3
Coding region: 136-669 (177 amino acids)
Biological process (GO): cell adhesion
Molecular function (GO): integrin binding
Source: RefSeq, a predicted model, not a curated record